This is a messenger RNA of Cygnus atratus (black swan), 982 nucleotides long. It is a transcript of the gene FAM78B, whose product is annotated as family with sequence similarity 78 member B. NCBI's taxonomy places the organism in Eukaryota, Metazoa, Chordata, Aves, Anseriformes, Anatidae. The transcript is spliced from 3 exons. Bases 1 to 630 code for a protein of 209 amino acids. The record is from RefSeq and is a predicted model, not a curated record.
AUGGGCUGCCUGCAGAGCGUGGCGUGCAAGGCGCGGGUGCGGCGGGAGCAGAUCGUGGUGUCCGACGUGUCCGCCACCAUCGAGCCGGCCGCCACCGCCAUCGAGGAGAGCUCGCCCGUGGUGCUGCGCUACCGCACGCCCUACUUCCGCGCCUCCGCCCGCGUCCUCAUGCCGCCCAUCGCCCGGCGCCACACCUGGGUGGUGGGCUGGAUCCAGGCCUGCAACCACAUGGAGUUCUACAACACCUACAGCGACCUCGGCGUGUCGAGCUGGGAGCUGCCCGACUUGCGAGAAGGAAGAGUAAAAGCCAUCAGCGAUUCUGAUGGGGUGAGCUACCCCUGGUACGGAAACACCACGGAAACGGUGACCCUGGUCGGCCCCACGAACAAGAUCUCCAGGUUCUCGGCGCUGCGCUCCCUCCCGUGCCCGUCUCUAUUUAUCGGCCCGGCCUCCCGGUGUCUUUCUGUUCGGCUCGCGCUGUGUUUGAUGUUGCCAAUUUCCGGAGAUGGUGAUAAGAGCAAGGACGUGCGGGUGUCACUACGGAGAAAAGAGAAAAUCAGGUAUUCUGCUGCCGUGUGGGGAAAAUCGGAAGGAAGAGGAGACGAAAGCUGGUUUUGCAGAGUGCCUUAAACACAAAUGACUUUACCGAGUAGGGGGGCUUGGACUUCUGUCUUCGGAUGUUAACGCAAACUCGAACAAAUGUUGCAUUUCACUUCUCUGGGAUUAAAAGAAAAACGUUCGAUCUGUACUGGAACCCAAGUGUUCUGUCUGCUUCAGUAAGUCUGGCUGCCUCGGGCUGGCAAGCUCUCGAGGAGCAGAGGGAUGCUGCCUCUGUCCCUUAGGCAAUCAGAUCAAGGGGAGAGCCGUGUGCCACGCUCCUGCAAGAAACCCAGGAGCUCUCGUAGCUUGCGGGUACCUUGGGAAGUUGUCAAGCUUGGUAAGGCUGAGAAAAUGCCCAGAGAAAGGAUGUUUCCCCUUUGGG